Messenger RNA from Pseudomassariella vexata, 1827 nucleotides. Its product is annotated as P-loop containing nucleoside triphosphate hydrolase protein. Gene Ontology annotation, biological process: rRNA processing. Gene Ontology annotation, molecular function: ATP binding; RNA helicase activity; RNA binding. Lineage: Eukaryota; Fungi; Ascomycota; Sordariomycetes; Amphisphaeriales; Pseudomassariaceae. The transcript has 3 exons. Bases 1 to 1827 code for a protein of 608 amino acids. Gene Ontology annotation, cellular component: nucleolus. The record is from RefSeq and is a predicted model, not a curated record.
AUGUCGAAGCACACACUCGAAGAGGCCGAGAUUGAGGCAGAUGUGCCUCGUAAGAAGUCCAAGAAGGAUAAGAAAUCCAAAAAGGAGAAGGUUCCUGAGGUCGAGUCCGGAGUUGAAGCACCUGCUGAAGAUGCGAUGGAUAUCGAGUCCGAGGUAAAGAAGGAGAAAAAAAAAAGAGACAAGAAGGAAAAGAAGGAGAAAAAGGAGAAGCAGGAGAAGAAGAAGGGAUCGAAGCGGCCGAUCGAGGACGAGGAUGUCAAUGGCGUUGAGGAAGAAGCAGAAGUGAAGAAGGACAAGAAGGACAAGAAAGAAAAGAAGCAAAAGAAGGACAAGAAGCCCAAGACGGAAGAUGCGGAAGCAAGCGCUGAAGCCAAUGGCACAACUAACGGCCAUGCGAAACUCGAGACGAGUGGAGAUGCCGCUGCAUCUACGUCAACACCUGCGACGACAAUGGGCAAGCUUCUACAAUACGAGCAAACCGCUGCUCUCGCCGCUGUCCCUAAAUCCGAAAUCAAGUCCUUCCUCUCUAAAAACUUGAUCGUCAUCUCCGACCCUCUCUCCUCAACGAACGUCCGCCCAAUAACCCAGUUCGCCUACCUCCCCACGACAACCCUGACCUCCAAGUCCCCAUUCAAGGGCUUCAAGGAGCCGACCCCCAUUCAAGCCGCCUCAUGGCCCUUCGGUCUUUCCAGCCGCGACAUCGUCGGUGUAGCAGAGACUGGGUCCGGAAAGACGAUUGCCUUCGGUCUCCCGCUCGUCGAGGCAGUCAUCAAGAUGCCCAAGGCCAAGGGACCUGGUCGCAUUCGUGCCGUGGUGGUAUCUCCCACGCGCGAGCUGGCCAUGCAGACCAACGAGCAGUUCACCAAGCUUGCCAAUGUAGUCGGACUCAAGGUUGUGUGCGUUUAUGGUGGCGCCUCAAAGGAUGCACAACGGACUCUGCUCAGGAAAGCCGACAUCAUUGUGGCUACUCCUGGUAGGUUAAAGGACUUCCUCGAGGAGGGCGAGGUCAAGCUGGACAACGCGGGCUUUGUGGUGCUAGACGAAGCCGACCGCAUGUUGGAUACUGGUUUCGAGGAGGACAUCAAGCGCAUCAUCGGGUGCUGCAAGCCCAAGGACGCGAGGCAAACGCUCAUGUUCACGGCCACCUGGCCACAGAGCGUGCAGGCCUUAGCCCUGACUUUCAUGAAUGACCCAGUCCGAAUCCAGAUCGGUGGCAAUGAGUCUGGUGAUCUGCAAGCCAAUCUUCGGAUUUCGCAGACGGUUGAGGUCGUGGAUCCGAGGGGAAAGGAGCAGAGAGUACUGCAGUUGCUCAAGGCGCAGCCGAAGAACGAGAGGGUGCUCGUGUUCUGUCUAUACAAGAAGGAGGCCACGCGCGUCGAGACCUUCUUGGGCCAGCGAGGCAUCAAGGUCGUGGCCAUUCAUGGUGAUCUGCGACAGGAGCAGCGGACAAGGAGUCUGGAAGCGUUCAAGGACGGUAGCACGCCCGUUUUGGUCGCCACUGACGUCGCGGCACGUGGAUUGGAUAUCCCUGAGGUCAAACUAGUGAUCAACGUUACGUUCCCCCUGACAAUCGAAGACUACGUCCACCGCAUUGGCCGAACCGGCCGUGCAGGCAAGACUGGCGUAGCCAUCACGCUCUUCACUGAGCACGACAAGGCACAUUCUGGAGAAUUAAUCAACAUCCUCAAGGCCGCCGGCCAGCCCAUUCCAGACGAGUUGAUGAAGUUCGGCACGACGGUCAAAAAGAAGCAGCACGGCACAUACGGCGCAUUUUUCAAGGACGUUGACAUGACGAAGAAGGGCACCAAGAUCACGUUUGAUGAUUAG